Drosophila gunungcola (fruit fly) is the source of this 7309-nucleotide messenger RNA. RefSeq lists its product as uncharacterized. The coding region runs from base 810 to 7025 and encodes 2071 amino acids. The record is from RefSeq and is a predicted model, not a curated record. Gene Ontology annotation, biological process: cell-cell junction organization. Lineage: Eukaryota; Metazoa; Arthropoda; Insecta; Diptera; Drosophilidae. The transcript is spliced from 11 exons. Gene Ontology annotation, cellular component: apical junction complex; plasma membrane.
GACUUGACGAUUACCAUCACUAUCACAAAUCAAAACAAAACAAGGUUUUUUUUCAUUAAAAAAAUUGGACGAAAUUGGUGGCUUCGGUGUCCUCGCCACAACGCACCCACCCUUCCUUGGGUGCCUUAAAGGUAAUGUUGGAGGCACACCCCAUCUCCGGCAGACCGGAGUCUAUUCCUGGUGGAUUAGGAUCGGCUCAUUUCCCCGCCCAAGCAACACUUAACGUCGAACUCCAGCCGUCGCCCAGAUGAGAAGUGGUCAAAGCGACAAUGGAAGGGAAAACUUUGUACGCUUAAAAUUACAAGUGUUUGGCAAAAUUGCCCCGGAGGGUGAAUUACACGGCACCAAAUUGGAGGCGUUUGCCAACCGGGUCACCUAAUCCUGAGGAGCUCCAGAGGAAAAGAAGGGACGUGCUGAAAAGACGUAGUUGGACGCGUGGCUGGGGUGCGGAAUUAUUGCCUCUAAUUCCAGAUUAGAUUUCACAAGUUCAACGUUGUUUAUUGUCGAAGCUGCAGCCAGAAGAAGAGACCGCUAGCGGCGAAACCCAGCGUGAGUCCGCACGGAGCCCAAUGGUCCGGAGGAUUAUUUCCGCGUCUGCGCCCGAGGGCCCGGAGGCAGUGCGUCGGUGAUCCCAGAGAUGAUCACGUGUUCAGCGCGGGUAUUCCGUAUGUGGCCGUCUCGGAGGCAGUUACUGGAGUUGCUGACGGUGAAGGCUGCUGCUGCUGUUGAUCGCUGCUGCUGCUGCGGCUGAUGCUGCUAAUCGCUGCUGCGGAUGAUGCUGCUAAUCGCUGCUGCUGCUGCUGCGGCUGAUGCUGCUGCUGAUGGACGACGUAGUCUUCACGACCAGGGUAAGUCCGCCAGAUGCUGUUUACUUGUCCAGUUCUCGGCAAAUCUUGGAGCCCAUCAUGGAGGAGACUAGCGAAGACGAGGAACAUGGCCAGUGCACCUGGAGUGGCUGCCCAGAGCAGCGCUCCAGCUUUUGGAGCUCCAUUAAGUCUGAAUCGGGCACAAUGGUACGCAUGGUGAUUAAGGAUGUCGAUUCCAUGUCUGAGCGUGACUUUGCCUGCCCGCCCAAGAGACCAAGGCGUAGUUUGGACACCGAUCCUUGCCAGGGUUUUGAGGAUAACGUCCUGAUGCGCCGCCCUCAGCGUCAGCAUUCCGAGUACCACAAUAGUUUAGAGCGCUUUCUGGUCUCAGAUACAUGUGCUCGGGAUAGCUGUGGAAGCCAGGGCCAGCGAAGCAACUCAGGCAAUCGGCGCGGCGGCUCCUUUGAGGACUAUAAUUCGGACAAUGACUCCUACCACUCGCUAUCACGCAGCUCUUCUUUGGUGCAGUUUGAGUCCCUCGAGCGGCAGCUUACACUCCAGGAGCAACACCAAAGUAUGAGCAGUUUGGGCAACAGCUCGCCCUCGCUUUUUACCAGCGAGCUAGGUGCCUCAACUCGACCCAGUGACAGCAAUCCAGAGAGCAGAAGAGAAUCUUCGUCGUUCCUGUCGCUAAUAAAGCGAUACGAGUCUAGCGACGGUCGUCUGCAUCAGACGUACUACGAGCUGAACAAGCUUAAAUUUGAGGACCAGCAGCGACUCUUCUCCAAGUGCGCGCACCAGACUGAACUGAAAUCCGACUCGGAGACCGGCUCCAGUUCCAGCUCGUCCAGCGAUAGCUGUAGUCAAAGAUCGUAUCUCGGCAGCGGAAUUGCAAGGAGAACAAAAAUUCAGCCUAUAACGGCCACCCGGCGAGUGCCGCCCAACUCGGCCGAAAAUCGAUCGGAAUUCUCUGGCUACUGUGAGCUCAGAACUCUGCAGCUAGAAAAGUCUAAAUGCACACCAAUGAAUUUCAAAAUACUCAGCGGGGAGGAGGAGGAACUGCUGCUACUGGAGGAUGGUUCGCCGCAUUGCCGAAACUCUCCUGAUUUGUGUCUGCCCAAAAUAGAGCAGACUACGGACACCGCCGCAUCGCCAUUCUCUCCCUGCUCUCCUUCGUUGUCUAUUAAUAGUUCCCCUGAGAGGGCCGGCUCUCGGACCGAAAUGUCUUCGCCUCUUCCGUCGCCGACCGGAUCGACCACAUCAACGUCGUCUCUCGCCUCGUUCACUUGGCUACGUAACAGUUUGCCCGACAUCCGCGAGCCGCGAGGUCCACUCUCAUUUGGAAUUGGCAACCUGGAUUCCCCUUACAGCUCCGUUCUGGGCCCAAGCAGCCACAUCUGCCGUAGCCAGAGCAGCAGUUCCAACGACAGCAGCUUGCCUACAACGACCUCUUUUCCCAACGAACUGCAACAGCUUGGACUGCGCCGCCGCAUGAGUCACAACCAUCAUACAAACAGCAGCGUGAGUAACAGCUGCAGCGAGGCGUUUGUCUUUGCGCGAGACCAAUCCCGCGACGACUUUUUCCUUGAGUGUCAGAGUAUUCCGAGGAGCUGCAGCGUGAGCGAGAGCGCCAGGCGAACACUGUGUGUGGCCAGUGCAGGGUAUCUUAACGCUAGCUAUCAAAACCUCACACUUCUGGACUACACGGACGCUUCUCCGCCAAAAGCUCAUUUAGAGAGAAAUCACAAGAGGAGCAAGUCGGAAGACAUGUCGGGAGGUAUCUACCAACAGAUUAUCUGCAAGAACAACUUCUUGCUGGACGAAAUCAGCAAGAUAUAUGACAAAAAUAUUUCCAUACUGACGGAUAAGCCGAUUCAGGAGGAGACGUUGCCACCGCCAGGGGGCUGUAUUUCUAAUGCACCCGAGGAGCCCCAAAUGCAGCACGUGCAGCUGUUUAUUAAGCAGCCACCGCGCCACAAGGGUUCGGCUAGUAGCCCCAAACAGUCCUUCGGCAAGACCUUUGACCAAGACCCAACCAAUCUGAGCACCAAUUACGCUCAGAGCCUUGAGCACUGCCAAUUUGUCUUGCAGGAUAUUGCGGUUCCGUGCCACCAGCAAGUCAUCUCGCAAAGACCACUGCCGAAGCGGCAGUUUCAGUCCUUAAAGCAACGCAGCCUGGUAAGCAGCACGCCAAAUCUAUCGGCUUGUGACAACGACCGGCAGGAGCCGGAGGACGAAAUCUACGUGAAUAGUGCUCACACCUCAAUGCACCACUUGCCUAAACCUUUAGGUAUCCUUCUGCACGCCGGGUCGCGACACUCGUUUGGCAAGGAAGUUAGCUUCUGUCCGGUGGUGAGCAAGUACUGCUGGCAGCUAAACGACGAUCAGUGUCGGUCCAGCGAGCAGGGUCCCUCGAGCGACGAAGAUCUGAAGGACGCUACUGUAGUGCACAACACUAAAGAGAAUGAAAACAUUGCCUCGCUUUACGAGCAGAACCAGGCGCUGCACUUAAGAGAGUCGUCGAUCGAAGAGAACGAAACCACCGAAUAUAAAGUCAACAUCGCCACACCCGAUUGCUUCGGUCAAAGAACCGAAGCUGAAACCACUUUGGAAAGCGAGCUUGCAACAAGCAGCGCAGUCAGUCUUGAACCUCGCGUUGUCGCCAACUUGUUCAAUGCAGCACAAGAAGGGAACGCACGACCCCUGAGUCUAACCCUGCCUAUUCUAAGCGAGCCGCCCACCAACCGCGCCCUCCACAUUCUGUACGCCUCACAGCAACUGCUUGAGCUUAACGAGAGUCCCCAGAUAUGCGAGAUGCUGCCAACCACAACUGUGGGCAGGGCGGACGAAAAACAGCCCGGCUCUAAGGGCUUACUUUCCAGAAUUACCAACGGUCUCCGCUUCUCUCUGCGCCGAAAAAAGAAGCUACAGAAUCUGGAGCAUCAUGAAGAGAAGGGGGCGCCUAAUCAGAUUUUGGUGUUCAAGGCGCCCAUUAGGAAUAGCACCGGAAGCGCCAAGUCAGGCGACUGUUUGCAUAUCCCGCUGAAGCAACCGAGAAGCCCACAAUUGGAAGACAGCAAGGCAUGCACUGCCAGUGUAAACAGCAGCCGUCAGCUGGGGCACCUAGGCAAGACCCCAACCCUGCAAAAAGUGGUGAUCUGUAAGCCGCCGCUGCCCAAGCUGCCAACCUGUAGUGGCAACCAGUCACCUUCGCCGUUGGGAGUUUCUGCUAGCGGCACCACAGCUGCCAAUGCCACCGAGCUGCUUCUAAGUGCCGAACAGGAACAGUACAAGCUAUUCGGUAAUCAGUUGACGGCGGACUUUAAUGCGGCAAAUAUGCGGGGCACUGAGUUACCAUCGCGGGCGAGAGUCGCACUAACGACGAAUAUGAUCACGGCCAGGUCCACUGUGGUUACCGCCGUUCCCGUGUCUGUUUCUUCCGUGCGAGAGGGAGGUAAGAUGGGUUUGAUCGAAACCAAUCUGGACACUCAUGAAACUGUCAUUUCGGGGAACACGCGUUCACUUAUGGAUAUAAAAUUCAACCCUCUUAGCUUUUCGAACAAGGCUUACAUUGUAAAGCGUCUAAAUGGGACCAGGGCUAACUACGACAUGGACAAUAUAGACGGAGAAGCUGUUAUAUCCUCUUCAGGCGAAGGUUGCGUCCCAAUCGCGUCCGUUCGAAGGCCGCACAAGAGUAUGGAGUUUCUGAUGGACAAGGAGAAUCAGAAGUUUGUUUUGGCCCCCGAAAACGAACUGCAAAAGUCGCACGACCAAAACCCGGGCGCCCUGAGCGAGCACCAACUUCGUGUCCUGGCAUCGCUUCAACGACUCAAUAUCCCCGAUUGGUUCCGUCAAUACAACAAAGGAUCCGGGCAGGCUCCAGAUGGCACAAAUGCCGCGACUGGGGAGUCUCCCGGCGCCUACCGUCCUGGCAACUUCUCGCGCAAGCGCACACAGGACUCGGGGCGCUGGCAGGGACUAAACGCAAAGACCACCUCUCUUAACUCCUUGGGAUCGCAGCGCUUCGACCGAUGUCCUUUACUGAUGAGUCCCUCAGCGCACAGUCACCACGGCGGUCAAAGCACAUAUACAUGCAGCUCCACGACAGGUCACGGCCAGGCGCCCGGCCAGACUGGAGUGUGUGCCUUGCGCUGGUCAACCUCGCACCUGAACUCCACCCAGACGUCACCCAGUGUCUCUCAGCGCGAAAGUUUUGCCCGCGGCGCACCCAUCAACAGCAGCUUCAUGUCCGUGUCCAGCAGCAGCGGGGUAUUGCGAAAAUCGUAUCGGCAGCCGUACCUGGGAUGGCGCAGCACCGAAAAGCUGUCCCAGCGGACUCCCCAUGAACGUCUGGCUAAUUCGUUGCUGGCACAUCGUACAACCCCAUACCUACCGCUUACGCCGAACGGAUCGCGACCCCUACAAUCUGUUACGCCAGAGAUUCAGAGCUCGAUCAAAGAAGUUACAUCUGCUAUCGUUCAUUACGUAAACGAUCGGGAACAGUCCCAACAUCAACGUAGCCGCUCAGCAAGUCCAAACUCAAGGAAAUGCUGGCUGGAGAGCAGCUUUGUGGGCACACGGCCCCUGGACUCGCCGCAGACACCCGUUAUUGAUAACAGCCCGUCCAAACUAGAACGCGAACAACAGCAGCAGCUCAACCAGUUAAGCCCGCAUCAACUGCAUUUGAAUGUCAGUCUGUCGCCGAUAGUCGCCGCUGUUCAACCGUCACUUCGCAUAAAUGGACUCAGCCGUAUCGGCGGCGGUGGUGCGCCCGAACGGUCGUUAAGCAGCGCCUCGCUAGAAGAUGUCCUAGCCUCGCUUUUAGGGCUGCCUACUGUCUUAUCCAGUCAGAACAGCAAUCACAACAGCAACAACAGACCCAAUGCGAACCCGCCGACAACAGAAUCAGACACAGCUAAUCGGCAGCAAUUGGAAGUGCUAUCGGCGGUCGAGCAGCUGCGGCUUCGUCGUCACAGCGAAGGCGACGCCCCUAAACAGAAAAAUCAACCUAGGAAGGGCCAGCCUGAAUCGCAUUCACAGUCCGAUUCGAAGUCCUUUGUAGCAGGAAUAAGUGGCCAGCAAAAUAUCUGCAGGGAAAGCCGAUGGAUCUCGUUGCACGACACCGCGUCCACAAAUACAAAUCCGGUCUUAUUACGCGGGGGACAGCUUAACGGGGAGCCGAAAGCGGGUCUGGGACAACAAAUCCGCUGCCGGAACACGAAGUGCGAACACAGUUCCUCGCCAAACGAUGCAAAGAAGCUCUUCAAGUCAUGCCAUAAUUGUUCCCAUCUAUACUGUUCGCGUGAAUGUCGACGAGCCCACUGGGAGAAACAUCGCAAGGCGUGCCUGCACUCGCGCGCUUCCAACCUGUGUCGCCAGGUGCUAGCUACCUGCAAAGACGACCUAGACUCGCAGCGCCACCUUAGUAUGCUGGCGCGCAAAGGAAGCCUUUCACAAGGGCGGGGCGUGGUGCGGGUGCUCUUUCGCAGUGCCGAGGCCGCUGAAGGCUUCAUUAAAAAAGGGUUCCAGUGCAUGGGGGAGGCCAAUUACGUGCGCUGGCCGGACCUUAUGCCCGCCGAAAUGGGACUGGAACUGUACUCUGAGCUCCUUAAACUCAGCACAGAGUACAAACCGGAGACCAAGAUGCUCAUUUACGUGGCCAUUUGCGUGGUGUCCGAGGCACCGGGCAUGGGACAGGCGCCGGUGCGCUGGGAGCGUCAACUAGUCAGCCGUUGCGCCAAACUGAAGCUCUGUAAGACGAUGCUGGUCGAGCUGGAGGAAAAGCAGACGGAGCUCCAGCAUCCGCCGUCGGGAGUGGAUGUGCCGGAGCGUACCGAGAUCCUCAUCCUCACCUUCAACUUUGACCAGCGCUCGUUGCACUACAAUCGAGAGCUGAUCCUCUCCAACAUUCUGGACAUCCUGUCAAGGCGCGGUGUCGCGUUGCGCAAACAUUAUCCGGAAAUAUUUCAGCGCUUGCAGGCCUACAGCGAAGGCCAGAGCGACAAGUUCAACCCAGUGACUCUGCAUCCGCGUGACACUCAAACGGGGCAAGGCUUUGUAUGCAUCAUCAUGCCAGUGCACUCUGAGGGCGAUUUUAUCAAGCUUCCUUCAGCGGCGGACGGUGUCAAUCGAGUGACUGCAAUAGACGUCGGAUCUCCCGUGGCUCUCGCCCACCUGGAUGAAGAUGAGCUGCUCCAAUGCACAUCCAAGGAAAGCUGAUUAAGGGUCGACGAGAAUAACUGCAGCAGCAUCAAAGGACGUCACUGUGGAAGAAGUGGCAGUGCCUUACUUUACAGCGACGUCUUGGGAUGUGGCAUGGAAAGUACCCGUAUGUGAGCCAUUUUAUAACCCCAGCUCUUUAACGCAUCUUUCACAUUUGGUCGAUUUUUAUUUUAUAUUCAAUUAUUAAAAGAGUUACAAUUGAGAUGUAAACAUAGUACUAUAGUUUAAUAAAAAUUAAUUAAAUUGUCAAAGAAUGACAAAAAAAUGCUUUCCUUGAAAAA